Messenger RNA from Pistacia vera, 1178 nucleotides. Its product is annotated as protein NEN1-like. The transcript is spliced from 8 exons. The record is from RefSeq and is a predicted model, not a curated record. Bases 255 to 1178 code for a protein of 307 amino acids. Gene Ontology annotation, molecular function: 3'-5' exonuclease activity; nucleic acid binding. Lineage: Eukaryota; Viridiplantae; Streptophyta; Magnoliopsida; Sapindales; Anacardiaceae.
AUUUCCUCUCCCUCCGUCCGCUGCAACGGCAUUACUCGCUACGCCGUCGUCUGUGCCCCUUCCUUGGCCGAUAUCGCUGAUACUGUCUUUGAUAUCCUCCACGGGAGAAUAUGGGCGGGUCAUAACAUAGUGAGAUUUAUUGUGCGAGAAUAAGAAAGGCAUUUGGGGAGGUGGGUCGGGCCCUCCCCGAGCCAAAGGGGACGAUUGACUACUUGGCAUUGUUGACGCAGAGGUUUGGGAGGAGAAUUAGUGACAUGAAGCCAUCCAUUGCAGCCAUGGGUACACCUGCAGACAGAUCCGAAAUCGCCUUCUUUGACCUCGAAACCACCUUCUCAACCCCCGACCAGCCCCACACCAUUCUUGAAUUUGGAGCCAUCCUCGUAUGUCCUAAAAAACUCAAGGAGCUCGAUCACUACUCCACUCUCGUCCGACCCACCGACCCCUCGCUCAUUUCCUCAUUCUCCGCCCGCAGGAACGGCAUCACGCCUGACGCCAUCAACUCUGCCCCUACCUUCGCAGAAAUCGCCGAUACCGUUUUUGACAUCCUCCACGGGAGAAUAUGGGCAGGUCAUAACAUAGUGAAGUUUGAUUGUGAGAUAAUAAAAGAGGCAUUUGCGGAGGUUGGUCAGGCCCCUCCUGAGCCAAAGGAGACGAUUGACACCUGGGCAUUGUUGACGCAGAGGUUUGGAAGGAGAGCUGGUGACAUGAAGAUGGCCACUCUAGCCGAGUACUUUGAGCUUGGGCAGCAGACACAUAGGAGCUUAGAUGAUGUUCGGAUGAAUCUUGAAGUUCUCAAGCAUUGCGCAACAGUCUUGUUCUUGGUUCUUGAUGCAUGUGAUAGUGCUGCACAGAAAUUGAGCAUGGAUUCUGGUAGUAGUUCUGAGUGGCAGCCUGUUGUGACCAGAAAAAAUUGCUUCUAUAACUAUCCCACCGCAAGAUUACGCAUACCUACUACUGUAAGUGGCGAUGUUACCCGAUAUGACACAGAGAUAUGCCAGAAAGGACCAUCUGGGACUGUACAAAAGCUUGCGUCCGUCAAAUUUGAUGCUGCAGAGCUCGAUAGCUUGUUCAAACAAGGUACCUUUGUGGAUGCAUUCCUCUCCGUUGAUCCAUAUGAUUAUCAGCAGAGUGCAGGCAUCCGAUUAGUGGCAAAAAAGUUGAUCAUCCAUCCCGAGUGA